AGCUGCGCUGAUCCUUUACUCUCCGCACCAAGUCCUUCUGCAGCCUCCCCUUUAUCACUGGCCACCUGCCUCUCCGAGAGUAACAGCGGCAUCAGGAAAAUAGCUCAGAGAGCAAAACCAAAGCAAGGAGACGAGAGAAAACCCUGAGCGGUGUGUUGUGCCAUCCACUCCGUCACCUCUCCUGCUGGAGGACAGGCUACAGCGCGUUUGGAGACCGCGGUUUGUUGUCGUUACCAGGAGAGGAGCGCUCAGCGAGCACAGCGAAAGCUGCUCCACUUCUCAUUAAGCCGGGCUGCCCGCUCAGAGGAGCCACUUGCAUGGAUGCACCAUGGCCACGUUUGUCUGCAGGGUUCAGUUUUUAGAUGAUACCGAUCCUUUCAACAGCACCAACUUUCCAGAGCCGACUAGACCCCCGCUGUACUCCUUCAGAGAGGAUAUCCCCCUCAUCAACCAGCUCGCGGGCGUCCACCGGCUGCUCAAAGCUCCGCACAAGCUUGAUGACUGUGCACUUCAGCUCUCCCACAAUGGAACCUAUCUGGAUCUGGAGUCCUCGCUGGCUGAGCAAAGGGACGAGCUGGAGGGCUUUCAACAGGAUGACACAGGGUUCAGAGGGAAGAAGCACAGUGUUAUUUUACGGACCCAGCUGACAGUCCGUGUCCACGCCUGCAUUGAAAGACUGUAUAACUCCAAUGGACGUGACUUGAGAAGGGCACUGUUCUCUCUAAAGCAAAUUUUUCAGGAUGACAAAGACCUGGUCCAUGAGUUUGUGAUGGCUGAAGGUCUGACGUGUCUCAUCAAGGUGGGAGCAGAAGCUGACCAAAACUACCAGAACUACAUAUUAAGAGCUCUGGGGCAGAUCAUGCUGUAUGUGGAUGGGAUGAAUGGUGUCAUUGGCCAUCCUGAGACAAUUCAGUGGCUCUACGCUCUUGUUGGCUCGAAGUUCCGUCUGGUGGUGAAAACGGCUUUGAAGCUGUUGCUGGUGUUUGUGGAGUACUCAGAGUCCAACGCUCCACUGCUGAUCCAAGCCAUCGCCUCUGUGGACACAAAGAGAGGCAGCAAGCCGUGGUCCAGUGCUAUGGAGAUCUUGCACGAGAAGGAUGGGGUGGACACAGAGCUGCUUGUCUAUGCAAUGACCCUCAUCAAUAAGACUCUUGCAGCGCUGCCUGACCAGGAUUCCUUCUAUGAUAUGGUGGAUGGUCUGGAGGAGCAGGGCAUGGAGACAGUUUCUCAAAGACACCUUGGACGGAAAGGAACUGAUCUUGACUUGGUUGAACAGCUCAACAUCUAUGAGACAACCCUACGACACGAAGACGGUGACGAUGACAGCCAGCCUCCACCUAUGGUACGCCGGGACCGCAGGCGAGCCAGCCUUGGGGGUGGGGACAAAAGACCUGGCCUGGAGAGGAGGCGGAGCCGCAGGGCCUCUCUCGGGCGAUCUGGUCACGCCUCUCCCUGCAGCCCUGCAUCCCCACAGAGAGCCGGCUUCCUGCCUUUCAGUGGAAACAGAUCUGAGGAUGUGAGCGAGAGAGUGGAGGAAUGUGAGGAGGAUGGCAUAGAGGAGGAGAAGGAGGAAGAGGAGAGUCCUGUGACUGAGUCUGAUUCAGAUGAGCAGGAGGGGGCUAAUGAGACCACCUCCAGCCCUGCUAGACAUCUUCCAUCCACCGUUCAAAGAACAACCCUUCAGUCCAUCACCAUCACUUCCAGAAAGGAGUCUAUAGAGGAGAAUGAGCAGAGGAAUUGGACAGAACCAAGCCCAGCAACAACCACCACCAUCUCCUCCCUUUCUACCCCUACCUCUUCUGCCACUGUCUCCUGCACUCCCAGCCCCCCAGCCCAACCCUCCCUCCUGGCCACGCUGCUGGCCAGAAAAAGGUCUAUUGUCACUGUGCCAGCCACCAAGGAGGUGAGCCCGCCAUUGCGUGGCAGCUCACGCCCUUCCCCCGACCGCCUGCCUUACCUCCCCCACUCGCCCUUCCACCUCUUCUCGUACGAUCUCGAUGAGGAGCCGUCGCCCCCGGCUCAGACUAAGCUGAAUGAGGAGCCACUCAAACCAACGUCUCCCAGGAAUGGAGGGCUCAUGUCCUACUCCUCCAGCACACCAAGUACACCAACCAGCUCAAGACCUGCUUUGGGAGGUCUUCUGUCCUCUUCCUACCGACAACACCAAGAAUCUUUGGCUGCUGAGCGAGAGCGCCGCCGUGUGGAGAGAGAAGAGAGGCUGCAGAAGAUCGAAAGAGAGGAGAGGAACAAGCACAGCCGCAGCUAUGUGGAUAAAAUGGAAGAGGCCAGGCUUGCGCGGGAGGAGAGGUAUAAGAACGUGGAACGUCUGGCGGCGGAAGAGUACGAGAGGGAGCGCGUCAGAGUGUCAAGGAAUCCCCCUGACCUCGAUCUGAACUUUGACCCCUCAGAAGCCUGGCCCCCGUCAUCAUCGCGCAGCAGCACACCAUCCUCGUUCGCCUCCCAGGAGGACACGGAGGCUGAUCUGGAAGCGGAGACUCCCACCGUUCCAUACACGCCCUCCGAGACUGGAGACGUCGACGACUCCAGUACCAGUGUAGCAACAGAGGAGAAAGAGGCAGAAGCCACUGCUGAGGAGGAAGAGGAAGAACGGAAAGAAGUGGAAGUACAGGAGGAAGUGGCAGCAGAAAAGGAGGAGGAAGAAGAAGUUGAGGAACGUGCAGUGGAACCAGAGGAGAGAGAGGAGGCGGAGGAGGACAGCGGCAUCCUGAGCGACAAGGAACGGCAGAAUGAGGAAGUGAACGAGAAGGACAACUGCUCAGCCUCCAGCAUCUCCUCUGCCAGCAGCACUCUGGAAAGAGAGGAGAGGGGAACCAAUGAGAGUGGCUUUAAGGAGGCAGAGGUGAAUGAGAAGUGCAAUAAGCUCCUCAACAGCAAACUCUUUAUGCUAGACAUGCUCUACUCCCAGAACAAGAAACCCAGUGAUGAGGAGGAAGAAGAAGAUGUGGAAAAGGAGAAAGAGGAAGGGGAGGGGGAGGACAAAGAGACACAGCUGGAUGCUGACAGGCAACCUGGUGAUGACCAAGAGAAGAACAGCAGGGAUGACAAGUCAGAGCAUCGCGGCAGCAUCCGCCCGAUUGCUGAGCGGUUCGGAGACUUGAUCAAAGACAUCGGUGUGCCUCACCCUCACUUGGACAACCCGGCCAAUGAGCCCCCUCCUCCCCCACCCAAAAAGGAAUCAGACACGAUCUGGGACCAGCUGCUGGCCAGCCCUCGAGAGCUGCGCAUCAGGGACAUCAACUUCACUGACCUGACAGAGGAAGAUGACAAGGACAUUCUGGAUGCUGUUUUAAUGGGAGGAUGCGGCGAGCUCCCGCCACCGCCCCCACCUCCUCCCUGCAUUCCCCGCUUCCCUCCACCCCCACCCAUGUUAGGCAGCUGCCCUCCACCUCCUCCCUUAAUUGGCAGUAUGAGGCCUCCACCGCCUCCUUUAUUUAGUGCUCCAAUUCCAGUGCCUCCUCCCCCAGAGCCACCUCUCUUCAACAAAAAGAAGAAGACUAUCAGACUCUUUUGGAGUGAGGUACGUCCGUCAGACUCUCAGUACAGGGACUACAAGAGGAGCGGAGACUUACUCUGGUCCAAACUGGAACCGGUGAAGUUGGACACAGCCAAACUGGAGCACCUCUUUGAGUCAAAGUCAAAGGAAAUACCGGUUACAAAGAAAACAGCGGCUGACGGCAAACGCCAAGAGAUCAUCGUUUUGGAUUCAAAGAGGAGUAAUGCCAUCAAUAUCGGCCUGACGGUUCUGCCUCCACCUCGCACCAUCAAGACAGCCAUCCUUAACUUUGAUGAGUACGCGCUCAACAAGGAGGGCAUAGAGAAAAUACUGACGAUGAUUCCCACAGAGGAGGAGAAGCAGAAGAUCCAGGAGGCUCAGCUGGCUAACCCUGAUGUCCCGCUGGGCUCUGCAGAGCAGUUUCUCCUCACUCUGUCCUCCAUCAGUGAGCUUUCUGCUAGACUCCAGCUCUGGGCCUUCAAGAUGGACUACGAGGCAACAGAGAAGGAAGUAGCAGAGCCACUGCAGGAUCUAAAGGAGGGUAUGGAUCAGCUGGAAAAGAACAAAACGCUUCGCUACAUCCUCUCUACGCUGCUCUCAAUUGGAAACUUCCUCAACAGCACCAAUGCUAAAGGCUUCGAGCUGACGUACUUGGAGAAGGUUCCAGAAGUGAAGGACACGGUCCAUAAGCAGUCACUGCUCCAUCAUGUCUGCUCUGUUGUCGUGGAAAACUUCCCUCAGAGCACCGAUCUCUACUCUGAGAUAGGAGCCGUCACACGUUCUGCAAAAGUGGAUUUCGACCAGUUGCAGGAGAACCUGUGUCAGAUGGAGCGGCGCUGCAAAGCCUCGUGGGACCACCUGAAGGUGAUUGCCAAGCAUGAGAUGAAGCCCCAGCUGAAGCAGAAAAUGUCUGACUUCCUCAAAGACUGUGCAGAGAGAAUCAUCAUCCUCAAGAUAGUUCACCGACGGAUCAUUAACAGGUUCCACUCCUUCCUGUUGUUCCUUGGUCACCCGGCCUACAGUGUAAGAGACAUCAGCGUCCACAGGUUCAGCAAAAUCCUCAGUGAGUUUGCACUGGAGUACCGAACCACCCGAGAGCGUGUGCUGCAGCAGAAACAGAAACGGGCCGACCAUCGCGAGCGCAACAAGACCCGAGGAAAGAUGAUCAUGGACGUAAACUCUCCUUCUGAUGAUGAAGAGGAGCGUGAGUGUGGUCGGAAUAGCUCAGGGAGCAAUUACAGCGCCCCCAGUGGCAGUCAGGACAUUGAGCAGCCUCAAGGCUUGGACCACGCUGAGGAUGCUGCAGAGCAUGAGCACAUGAAAGCAGUGCUGAGAACCAGCCUCAGCAGCAGUGACAAGGAGGGCAGCGGGGUGCCGGGCCUGCGAACACGGACCAGAUCACGACCUGGAAGAGGAGGCCGCAGCAUGCAGGCAUGGACUCCAUCUGUGGAGGACACUCAGAUCUGUGGAGAUGACGCCGCAGACGAAAUCAUGGAGCGUAUAGUGAGGUCGGCCACUCAGGGUCCAGGAACCAGAACCCAGCCCAGAGAGAGGAGGAGGUCCCGGGCCAACCGCAAAUCAUUGAGGCGGACUCUAAAAAACGGCCUGACACCAGAAGAAGCUCUCGCUUUAGGCCUGACUGAUUCCCCAGAGGCACAAAUGUGAUCAUCCACCCCUCACCUGUCCUCACCGCCGUGGAAACACAGCCACAAACGUUUGUGUGAAAUCUCAGUCAGCCUUUGCCGCAGCCCCUUUAGGUUUUUCCCAGUGGAGUGAAGAGGCUGCAGCCAUUAUGUCGUUUUCAUCUUCCAGAAGAAACAGUGGAGGUAGAGAAAGAAUGCUUCUCAUAAGGGCUGAUUGCAUUCAGUUAGACAAGGAAAAUAUAUUUCAGUGACGCUGCCUCUACACUGAAUUAUUUAUUUAAAACUAUUUGAAUGCUGGGAUAGGUUUUGCUUGUGAGCUUCUGCAGUUGUGACGUCACCGUUUUUCAUUCAUUUAAGCUGUGAAUUUUGGUUGUAAAGUUUACCGGGCCGAUGAUGAAUCUCAAUUUGUUCUCAUAUCAUUUCAAAGUAACCCAAGAGACAAACAAAGAUGCUCAGUAAGAAUUCUUCAGCUACGUAUUUGAAAUGUAACGAGCGUGUCUGUGCUUUGUAGGAACGUGAACGGUUUUCAAACUGAUGAGUGCCUUUUUUUUUUUUUUAAAGGGGCAAUGCUGUACCUUUUUACUGUCUCUCUCUUCAUUAGCGUAUUCUCGUCUAAAAUUUCACUUCCUGAGGCAUGGUUCUGUUGAGUAGUACUGUUGAAUACUUGUUUUUUUUCAGUAUUUAUUUGCAAAGCUCUGACGUCUUGCACCUUAUAUAACAUUAAAGUGGACCCAUUGUGCUUAUUUCCUGCUCCAUAUUUUUAUUUUUUCACCUUGAUAGAAUAAUUCUGAGUUUAAAAUAAUCCUUUUUAAUCUUGCAGCCCCUCAGCUAAUCUACUAUUUGGAACAAGCUGUUUUAUCGCCCUCCCUCUGCCUUUAAGCCACCAAUUUGCCGACUGGCUUACUCUUGCAAACAAAAGAUUUGACCAUAUUAGGAAUAUCCACUCUCGUUGACAUCAUACAGAGCCAAGAAUAGGAAAAACAGUUCAGUCUGAAGCCUAAAUUUUUGCUUCACAGGGUUACUUGCAUAAAUGUGCUGACCCAGUUACUUGAAACUUUGGCCAUCUUUUAUAUUGACAUAUGUGACUGUCGCAGUGUAGAUUUACCAGAAAAUGAGGAAAAGCAUAAUAUGUCCACUUUAAUAGUGUCUCAUGCUGAAAUGAACGACUGAUUGAAAACACAGAAAAAGUUUUUUUUGUUUUGUUUUUUAUCUCAGAGGAACUGUUUAUAAAGUGUAAAAAGAAAAAAAAAACAUAUGGACUUAAAAAAAAAAUUAAUAAUCUAUUUUGAAGGACAUGCAGACAGUUCUGCAUAUGUGUAAAUGCCCUUGUCAGCUGCCAGGUCCUAAAUACUGUAAACUCUACAGUGUGCAUGUUUAGUACAGUUCACGUUAUGUAUUAUUUUUGUAAUUGCUGUAGAAACUUGUAUUAUAGUCAGAGACGAAGGAUCAAAUGAGGCUCUUUUUCUGUGAAUUGUAAUUGAAGAGAAAAUUUGUUGCUCCUUGCUGAGAGUGGAGCAGUAUUUGGACCUUUGAUUUGAACUCUGUGGUCACACUCCAUUCUUCGUAUGAACUUGAACAGUCCAGAUUUAAACACAGCAGGAAACAUCGCUGCAUGAAUGACAUGUAGUGAGAUGAACAUUGUUCUAAACACUUUCACUUGAAAUGCCGUGUAUACACAUUCUGCAAUAAAACAAAACCAUAG
Molecule: messenger RNA, 6859 nt
Organism: Archocentrus centrarchus (flier cichlid)
Lineage: Eukaryota; Metazoa; Chordata; Actinopteri; Cichliformes; Cichlidae
Gene: fhod3a
Product: formin homology 2 domain containing 3a
Exons: 29
Coding region: 329-5179 (1616 amino acids)
Biological process (GO): cortical actin cytoskeleton organization; sarcomere organization; cardiac myofibril assembly
Cellular component (GO): cytoplasm; cytoskeleton
Molecular function (GO): actin filament binding
Source: RefSeq, a predicted model, not a curated record